Messenger RNA from Bufo gargarizans (Asiatic toad), 2462 nucleotides. Its product is annotated as gastrula zinc finger protein XlCGF26.1-like. NCBI's taxonomy places the organism in Eukaryota, Metazoa, Chordata, Amphibia, Anura, Bufonidae. The record is from RefSeq and is a predicted model, not a curated record. The transcript has 5 exons. The coding region runs from base 93 to 2072 and encodes 659 amino acids. Gene Ontology annotation, biological process: regulation of DNA-templated transcription.
AGCAAAAGAUCCUAGAACUUACCACCAGGAUCACUGAGCUGCUGAGCGGAGAGGUUCCUAUAAGGUGUCAGGAUGUCGCUGUCUAUUUCUCCAUGGAGGAGUGGAAGUAUUUAGAAGAACAUAAGGAUAUGUACAAGGACGUCAUGAUGGAGAAUCACCAGUCCCUCACAUCACCGAAUGGAUCCAGUCAGAGAAAUCCACCAGAGAGAUGUCCCAGUCCUCUGUAUUCCCAGGACUGUCCACAGGUAAAGCACAAUGUCCCACUGGAUCAUCAAGAAAGUUCAGGUGGAACGACGAGUGAGCUCAAAAAACCCGGAUCAGUGUCCGCGAAUGGUAAAAAUGGGAUGAGAGUAUACCAUAAGAAUCAUCAUUUAUCUUCCUAUAAUAAAGCAGAAGAUAGCAAUACCACACAAGCUAAUUCAAUAAGCCCUAAUGUACCCUCAGUCCUUCAUAGCGGAGAUAUAUCCAAUGAUACCGCUGGUCACAAGAAACCUUCAUCUAAUCAAUCACUGACUGGCAAAACAAGAACUAAACACAAGUGUGAAAAAAUAUUUUCAAAUGGGACACCUUUUAAGAAGAAAUCUAAUCUUUCUUUACAUGAGAGAAAUUGCAGAGAUAAAAAGUCAUUUUCAUGCUCUGAAUGUGGAAAAUCUUUUACCAGGAAAUGUAUUCUAGUUGGACAUCUGAGAACUCACACAGGGGAGAAGCCGUAUUCAUGUUCAGAAUGUGGGAAAAGUUUUAUGUUGAAAUGCUCUCGAAAGAAACAUCAGAGAACUCACACAAGAGUGAAGCCAUUUUCUUGUUCAGAAUGUCAGAAAUGUUUUGGUCAGAAAUCUGGUCUUGAGGCACAUUUAAGAAUUCAUACAGGGGAGAAGCCAUUUUCAUGUUCUGAAUGUGGUAAAUGUUUUAGUCAGAAAUCAAAUCUUGUGAAACAUCUAAAAAUCCACUUAGGGGAGAAGCCAUUUUCAUGUUCAGAAUGUCAGAAAUGUUUUACUCAGAAAUCUGUUCUUCUGAGACAUCAGAAAACUCACACAGGUGAGAAGCCAUUUUCAUGUUCAGAAUGUAGAAAAUGUUUUACCCGUUACUCACAUUUUAUUCAGCAUCUGAGAACUCACUCUGGUGAGAAGCCAUUCUCGUGUAUUGAAUGUGGAAAGUGUUUUACUUGUAAAUCAAGUCUUGUUAACCAUCAGACAAUUCACACAGGAGAGAAGCCGUUUCUGUGUCCUGAAUGUGGGAAGUGUUUUCGUAUGAAAGCAAUGCUUGUAGCACAUCAAAGAAUUCACACAGGAGAGAAGCCAUUUUUAUGCUCCGAAUGUGGAAAAUGUUUUAGUGAGAAAUCCGAUCUUGUGAAACAUCUAAGAAUCCACUUACGAGAGAAGACAUUUUCAUGUUCAGAAUGUGGGAAAUGUUUUAGUCUGAAAUCACAACUUGUUGGACAUCAGAGAACUCACACAGGGGAGAAGCCAUAUUCAUGUUCAGAAUGUCAGAAAUGUUUUAGUCAUAAAUCUGCUCUUAUGAAACAUUUAAGAAUUUGUACAGGGGAGAAGCCAUUUUCAUGUCCUGAAUGUGGUAAAUGUUUUAGUCUCAGAUCACAUCUUGUUGGACAUCAGAGAACUCACACAGGGGAGAAGCCAUUUUCAUGUUCAGAAUGUGGAAAAUGUUUUGCCCAUCAAUCAAGUUUUAUUCAGCAUCAAAUAACUCACACAGGGAAGAAGCCAUUUUCAUGUCCUGAAUGUGGUAAAUGUUUUGGUCAGAAAGGAAAUCUUGUGAAACAUCUAAAAAUCCACUUAGGGGAGAAGCCAUUUUCAUGUCCUGAAUGUGAUAAAUGUUUUGUUCGGAAAUCAAAUCUUGUGAAACAUCUAAAAAUCCACUUACGGGAGAAGCCAUUUUCAUGUUCAGAUUGUGGAAAAUGUUUUAUUCAGAAAGUUAGUCUUGUGAGACAUCUAGGAAUCCACUUAGAACAGAAGUCAUUUUCAUGUUCAGAAUGUGGGAUAUGUUUUAUUCUUGAAUCAAGUUUAACUCGGCAUCAGAGAGCUCACACAGGGGAGAAGUCUGACCUGUCUUCAAGAUAGCUCAUCAAUAUCAGAUUGGGGGGGUUUCGACACUCGAGAACCCCAACAAUCAGUUGUUUGAAGAGGCCUCCUUGCAGCUUACAAAGCACAAUGCUUUCCAUUGCAUGUGCUUGGUAUUGCAGAUUAGUCUCAUUCACUUGAAUAUGAGAGGAUAUUAAGAGCGAUCAUUCCAUAUUGUUCCUGUAAUGCUAAUGAAAUGAUAAAGCCAAAAUGACAGCCAGCAAACACGGCAUACCAGACAUACUUUGCGCAAGCCAUCACACUCUGAACACCCUUGACGCGUUUAGUUGGACCAUCAUUUAUUUUAACAGUACAAUGACCCCAAACACACCUCCAGGCUGUGUACUGGCUAUUUGACCAUGAAGGAGAGUGACGGGGUGCUGCGCCAGA